CGCUCGGACCCCGCGGCUAUGAAGUGGCCCUCGGGGUCUCGGAGCCCGAGAUCCCCCGGGGAGGAAGGCGUGCGCGGCCCAGGGCAGCACCCUGGGGGCGCCGGGGCCGGGGUUUAGGAGCCGCCGCCCGAAUGAACCGUGCCGGGGACGAUCCGGACUCGCCGCCUCAGGUGUGCACUUCGCAGGGUUCCUGACCGUGCACCGGAACAGCCACCCCGACUCUGGCUGGGCUGGACUCUGCAAACCUGCUUCCGCAAUGGGUGGGUUGUGAGCGCUGGUAACGAGGAGCUGUGGGCCCAGCCAGCCUUGGAGAUGCCGAAAAGACGGGACGUCCUUGCAAUAGUCCUCAUCGUGCUGCCCUGGACACUGCUGGUCACCGUGUGGCACCAGAGCACCAUCGCGCCUCUGCUCACGGCACACAAGGAUGAAGGUGGUGACCCCAGGCGCGCCGCCCCGCCGGGCGCGGACCCCAGGGAGUACUGCAUGUCCGACCGGGACAUCGUGGAGGUGGUGCGCACCGAGUACGUGUACACGCGGCCCCCGCCCUGGUCCGACACGCUGCCCACCAUCCACGUGGUGACGCCCACCUACAGCCGCCCGGUGCAGAAGGCGGAGCUGACGCGCCUGGCCAACACGCUGCUGCACGUGCCCAACCUGCACUGGCUGGUGGUGGAGGACGCGCCCCGCCGCACGCCGCUGACGGCGCGCCUGCUGCGCGACACCGGCCUCAACUACACGCACCUGCACGUGGAGACGCCCCGCAACUACAAGCUGCGCGGCGACGCCCGCGACCCACGCAUCCCGCGCGGCACCAUGCAGCGCAACCUGGCGCUGCGCUGGCUGCGUGAGACCUUCCCGCGCAACUCCAGCCAGCCCGGCGUGGUGUACUUCGCGGACGACGACAACACCUACAGUUUGGAGCUCUUUGAGGAGAUGCGCAGCACCAGGAGGGUGUCCGUGUGGCCUGUCGCCUUCGUCGGCGGCCUUCGGUACGAGGCCCCACGGGUCAACGGGGCAGGGAAGGUGGUCGGCUGGAAGACAGUGUUUGACCCCCACCGACCGUUUGCAAUAGACAUGGCUGGAUUUGCGGUCAACCUGCGGCUCAUUCUACAGCGAAGCCAGGCCUACUUCAAGCUGCGUGGUGUGAAAGGAGGCUACCAGGAGAGCAGCCUCCUCCGAGAACUGGUCACCCUCAACGACCUGGAGCCCAAGGCCGCCAACUGCACCAAGAUCCUGGUCUGGCACACGCGGACAGAGAAGCCGGUGCUGGUGAACGAGGGGAAAAAGGGCUUCACUGACCCCACUGUGGAGAUCUGAGCCCAGGAUACAGGAGCCUCUUCUCAGACCCUGCUCCUGGCCUUCCAUCCUCUCCCCGUGGCUGAUGGCCCCUCCGAGGCAAACUCCAAAGGAAUGGCCAGCACCCUCUUUUCUAUGCCGGGGCUUCAGAGAGAGCCCAGCCUAAUGCCAGGACAAAGGACGGGGAACCUAAAGCACAGAAAUCCCAGACAUGUUGUUCUCUUCCAUCCAGCGUGCCCAGGCCCAGCUGCGAGCCCCGCCCCCGAGCCAGCUCGCCGGUGCCCCGCACACCUCCCCAGAGCUUCCUGCAUCGACAGGCCCGCAGGAGCAGACGCGCGGGGCUCACCCCAGCCCCAGAGGGGUGCUGGCCUGGGAGGGAGGUUAAAAGACUCGGUAGACAGGUGGAGGGUGACCCCCGCCCGGCUCCCGGCUUCCGGGGUCCAGCCCAGCCUCAUAGGCUGGCCGGCCAGAGAAUCCUGAUGACCAGAGGCAGGCCCUGCCCGGGUGUCAGGACCCUGUCCCCUCCUCGGAGAGUUGCUCCCAGGUACACGUGCCUCUGUGGCUUUCCUCUCAUUCCUGUUCUGUCUUUGAUCCCAAGGGGCGCCCAGCCCUGCAUGAGGGGAGCCUGGGCCCUGCCAGCAGGCUCCCCCUGUACCUCAGGCUGUGGUGGGAGAAGAGCCCUUUCCUCUGGCCCCGCCCCUCAGGCCUGCUCCUGGCAGCACAGAGAAGCAGGUGGGCCCUCCAGCCAGCACAGGAGACGGACUGACCUGGACUAAGACCACGUGGGCCCCUAUGCCCACACUGCCACCCCCACUGCCCACUGGGCCGCAGGGCCUUCGCCUGGGCCAGGACGGGGAGGGCAGGAGCCCUCUUCCUGAAGCCCUUGAGAGCCACAGGCCUCAGGGGCUCCCUGAGCAGGGGCAGGAGAGGGGGAAAGAGGCGGGAGGCGGGGCAGGCCCAAGGCUCUGUCCCGCCCCUGGUGUGGGGACCGAGAUUUUGCAUUAGCCAAGGGAUUGAUGGAAAAAAGGCAGAGAUCAUUUGGACACUGAGCGGAAAGGAGACCUGAGCACAUUUUACUUUGGAGAUCACUGUAUUCUAAACACAAAAGGGAAAAGAAAAUCUCCCUUCCUCCUAAGUGAGGAGCCUGCAGAGCAAGCCGCCUCAGGUCCAGCUGCGCCCCUUCCUCCCCAAAGAACAGUGCUUGCGCCCGGCAGCCCCGCCCACCGGGAGGAAAGGGGGUCAGCCUCCCCAGCUGCAGGAGGGGUCCCUGGCUUUCGGACUGGGGACAGGGCCCCCUGGUGGCUGUCACACUCACGCUCCUGAAAGUUGGAAGCACAAUUUUCCUCCCACGUGGAGGAAAAGGGAAGGCUUGAGCCUACUGAAGGUGUUUAUUUUUAACUGCUAACAGCACCCACUUCAUUUAAACUCACAGGACCAGUCUGAGGACCACUGAGAACCCACUCCUGGGUGGGUGGGGGAUAGGACAUAGUCCGGCAACUUGAACAUUCAAAAAAUAGCAUUGGCUGCCUGUUUUGAAAUGGACUGAACUGACCACAGCAGUCAUGAGCCCUGCUGCUGGGAUCACACCCCCGGCAGCCCUGAGCCGCCUCGCAGGACGUUCCCCAGCCUCUUCCAUUUGCUGUGUUGCUUUGGAAAUCCAGCCCUCAGAACCAAGCCGCGUGGCCUGGGGGAGAAGGGAGGAGGCAGGCCCAGGGCACCCAUGCAGUGAGUGAAGGAGGUCAGGCCCAGGCUCCGCUGCAUCCUCACUGAACCCGGCCCCGAAGGCCCAGGUGAGCUUGGCUGCUCUUAGGCAAACUUCUCAGCUGGGGAGGGGCAGGGGUGGGGGCGGGGGACCCAGGGCUCAUUUUCAGGAAAUUGAUAAUGAACAACAAAAUGAGAUAUUUUCUCUCUUUUAUUAUUUUUUGGGGGGCAGAUGCUAGUUGUUUUCACCCAAUAUCCUCUUCUAGCUGCAUGUGUAUUUAUUUAUAAUCAUAACCUGGUAGACAGCAGUCCUCACCUUUGCUGGGAAUGAGUUCGUUAGAAAUGAGAAUUGGGUCCGUGACGACGACUUGUUUUCCAAACUCAGCCUGCUCCCUGCUCGCCACAUGGAGGAGUGAAGCUGGGGGCUGGGCGUCUCAGCUAGAGACGGGGGUGGGUGGAGCCUCGCAGCUGCACCAUCUGGUCUGUUUUAA
This is a messenger RNA of Pteronotus mesoamericanus, 3488 nucleotides long. It is a transcript of the gene B3GAT1, whose product is annotated as beta-1,3-glucuronyltransferase 1. The coding region runs from base 313 to 1317 and encodes 334 amino acids. The record is from RefSeq and is a predicted model, not a curated record. Gene Ontology annotation, biological process: chondroitin sulfate proteoglycan biosynthetic process; carbohydrate metabolic process. The transcript has 7 exons. Lineage: Eukaryota; Metazoa; Chordata; Mammalia; Chiroptera; Mormoopidae. Gene Ontology annotation, cellular component: Golgi membrane. Gene Ontology annotation, molecular function: galactosylgalactosylxylosylprotein 3-beta-glucuronosyltransferase activity.